Molecule: messenger RNA, 1838 nt
Organism: Diachasmimorpha longicaudata
Lineage: Eukaryota; Metazoa; Arthropoda; Insecta; Hymenoptera; Braconidae
Product: leucine-rich repeat-containing protein 28-like
Exons: 5
Coding region: 385-1524 (379 amino acids)
Molecular function (GO): protein binding
Source: RefSeq, a predicted model, not a curated record
CCCUGGAGAGUGAUAAUCUAUAUCAAUUCACAUUCACCCCGUUGUAAAUCCAUCGCCGUUCUCUUUCCUCGCUCCCAUAAAAUCAAUACUACAGUGAAUGACCAGCAGUAUGUCCAUCCCAUGAAAACAUUAACCUAUCCCUCGGAGGAAAUAAAAAUAAAUGAAUAAACAAACGUGGAUUGGAUUGGUGUGAAGUUAAAAUGUUCCCGAGAAUAAAUAAAGGAAUAAACAAAAUGAAAGCAAGAAGACUGCCCCUUACAACGCGGCUAUUGAGUCGAGUUACCGUGACAUUGACCCAGUUAAUUUUACCCCGCGAUGCGGUAAUAGCCUUUCUGUGUCAACCCAGGAAAGCUCGAAGCAGUGCUCGUGCAACGAUGAAGAGAAAUGGAUCAGCAUGAGAGUGAUUUGAUUGAAGAAAUGAGGGAAAAGAGAAUUCUCCACUGGAAUUUUCGAGGAAUAACGAAUCUUCCGAUUGCGUUGAGAGACUGGGGAAGUAAAGUUGAAGAAUUGUAUUUGAAGGAAAAUCGUAUAACUGUGAUACCUAGUUGGAUUUAUCAAUUGACAAACUUAACGAACUUGUAUUUAUCUGGGAAUAAGUUAAAAAAUUUACCUGAAGAGUUUGGAGUAAUGGAACGAUUGAAAGUCCUUGAUUUGAGUGAUAAUGAUCUGAGGACUGUGCCCGAGGGAGUCACGAGAUUGAAAACACUGAGGGAGUUGAUUCUUGAUGACAAUUCGUUGAGCCAACUGCCUUUAGAUAUUGAAAAUUUUGUCGAGCUGGAGAAACUCUCGCUGUGUGGAAAUAAUUUCGUUACCCUCCCAGAGUGGUUGGGCUCACUGAAAAAACUCCAAAGGUUGUUGAUAGACAAUAAUUGCCUGGAGGAAUUACCGAAUCGCUUGACGCUAGCUCCGUCACUUGAAAUUGUUUCUGUGUGCUCAAACAGAUUGAAACACUUACCCUUAAACUCCUUCAUGUCUCCCACGAUGAUUUACUUCAACUGCAACCCGAACAUGAACUACAUCAGCUAUCCCCUUCUCUGUCAAUUCCUGGAGAUGGGAUGGGACGAUGGGAAAAGUUGCUUUUCCAGGAAUCUAAACAUCACGGAGAUGAGGCCCAAUCAUAGGAUUCAACUCCAUGUCGAUUUAAGUUCAGAGAAGAACUCUGACGACGCUGCAAUCAUUAGAUUACCAAGACAGGUAAUCAGAGUUUUCAGCGCGGACAGCAAGGAGCCUGCCUCGUUGUGGGAAUUGUCGUUGAGAACAUUGUUCGAAAAUAAUUAUGAAAUCUAUCUCAACAGCUCGAUAUGCCCGCAACCUGACAUCUUCCACAAUGUUUUAUUCAAUGGUCCAAUAAGCAUCUGCUUAAGUAAUCAGUGCCGCCAGCCGAUAUUCACAGACGCCUGGGUGAUUGUCGGCGCAAGCGAGGAGGUCGCCCUCCUCAUCGUUCUACUAUUCUGCUCUCAAAAGUGUACACAAACCUUCGACUUUAUCUCCCAUGGAAUUAAAGUCCUCACCUGGCGUUGUUAAUUAAAUUCAAAUAGUGGAAAAAUUAUCCUUGUUAACAGAAAUUCAUAUAUUCCGGAGAUUGAAAGAAAUUAUAUUUUCCUAGAGACUAUUUUAAUUUAAGAAAAAAUCAAAUCGUUUUGAAUAUCUAGAUCGUUGAUUUUUAAAUGUUUAGGAAUUUAUUUAUAUACAAGAUUGUCACCAAAAUGUACAAAUGCAAAGCGAUGUUAUCGUUUCAGCCUUAGAGACUAAUCAACUUAUGUAUUUAUUGAAAUUGCUGAGGAAAUCAUCGUCCUUCCAUGUUCAAGAAAAUUCAAUAAAUUGUAACAAACUCAGAA